Messenger RNA from Siniperca chuatsi (mandarin fish), 4307 nucleotides. It is a transcript of the gene nkpd1, whose product is annotated as NTPase, KAP family P-loop domain containing 1. NCBI's taxonomy places the organism in Eukaryota, Metazoa, Chordata, Actinopteri, Centrarchiformes, Sinipercidae. The record is from RefSeq and is a predicted model, not a curated record.
ACCUCACUUCCUGGUAGGUGUCCCAGCCUACAGACAUAGCCUGUGGUUAUCAGGUGCCUUUUUUCCCCUCUUAUCAGUGUUGUACAGCACGUAGGUCUUGGUGGUAUAAGGUUCACCACGCCUUAGCUGCUGCUGCAUGGUCCUCUCUUUCUGGAUACGUUAAAAGUUGUGUUUCAAGAUUAGUCAAAAUAAAGAUCAGAACUAACAUUUGGAACUUAACCAGGUCAAAGGGAUUUUCUGUGAAAGCUGCAUGUCUCACCACAAAGUCAUCAUGUCUAAAGGGAAAAAGGAUAAGUUAUUUUCUGCAGAUGAUAUUUAUGCAUAUGCGCUGUCUAAGACCCUGACACAAGUUUCAUCACCUGCAACUGUAGGACUCUACUCUUCAUGUCAGAAUCGAAUUAACAUGAUCCUCGGACAAAUGGAAGAGUACAUGAAGCAGGAGGCUGAGCUGAAAUACAAAGGAAGAUCUAGACCUUGCUCAGUUAACCCUUCAUUUAAUGGCUUUCUUGCGCUCAGGCGAAUGCUCUUCUGUCGGCCCAUUUGGACUGAGGAGAACCAGCAGCACCAUAACAUCAGGUUCAUUUCUGUGCAUUUUAGUGCCUGGCAUUUUGCAGGCAGUGACCUGCUUUGGGCUGGGCUAGCCAUACGGCUGUUUCAAGCCAUGCAGAUUAACUUUGGGAAAUUACAGCUUGUACUCUACCGUGUGGCUCAGCAUGAUGAAGAAGACGAAAUCAAGAAGAAGAAAGUGGAGGAUGGUCCUAACCGUUGGAGGUCCAAAAAGAUUUGCUGCUGCCCUCUGUGGUUUCUCGUCCUGUCCGUUUUUGUGGUACUAAUUAUCAUCCCAGUAUAUCUGUUGACUUUUGGCCUUCCUAAAAAUGAGGUGCAACCAGGCGAAGGGGUGAAUGGAACAACAGGCUGGGUGGGCGUGCUGGAGGGCCUGGUCAUCGCUUCAUUAGGAGUCCCUGCAGCAAGCACAUUGAGGUUCGCUUUUCUGAUGGGUAAGAAUCUCAUCUUCAACCAGGAUCUGAACAUCAAGAAGGGGAUGGACAAUGACCGGGUCAGCAGCCAACUGGGCUUCAUGAACGAAGUGAGGAAGGAAAUGUGGUUUCUGUCUCGCUUCAUCCAGUUUAUGGAGGUGUUUGAGAGGAGAACGAUCCGAGUGGUACUCAAGAUCACCAAUCUGGACCGGUGCUCCCCCAAGAAAAUUGUUGCAGUUCUGGAUGCCAUCAACAUUCUACUUUCAGAAGAGGAAAGUCCAUUUAUUUCCAUUCUGGCUGUCAACCCAGAUGUUCUUGUACAGAAAGUGAACUUUGCAGAUGGCUGCUUCAGCAAAGAGGACAGAGCUCAUGCACUGCUGAACGGCAUCGUGACUCUGGCAUUCACGGUCCCACCACUGUGCGAUGAUUCAAAGCGCAGUUUAUUUUACAGCCUCUCUAGCAAUUCAAAAAUCUCUAAGGACAUAAGCCGCAGGCAAGAUAAACAUAGAUGUGGGUGCCUCAAAAGGAGAUCUUCCUCGGAUGUAGAGAUUCCAUUGGAGUCAAAACCAAUGAUGGAUGAAACUACAGCAGAUGUGAAGGAGGAGGAAGUGGAGAAGCUGGUCAGCAGCAUCAUGACAAGCAAUGAAAGGAAUCUAAACAAGUACAUGUUAGAUGAUGCCAUGUCAAUGAGGAGGGUGAUCAACUCCAUUCGAGUGACUGUGAUAAUUAUGAAGGCCUUGAAAAAAGAGCUUCCUCAACCAGAAUACAUUGCAGCAUGGGUGGUCUUGGCCAAUCAGUGGCCCUGCCGCCUCAGCUGGAUCAUCCAGUGUGUGGAAGAUGCUGAGCAGAGAGCAGGUAUUGAUCAUACAAAUGUGGCCAACUUUGAUGAUUCAAAGACGUUAUGGGAUGUCUUCAGUGAGUCCAGGGCAGAGCUGUAUGUGAUGAGUGCACAGAUUGAGGACCUCCUCGAGCAGGAUGGAGAUCCUGAGAUGUUUGAAAGAUUUCUCGCAGUAGAUUUUCUUUUCACCAUAAAGGACUUGAGGGCAUUUGAAGUGGCAACGGUGAACCUGGAUCAUUCGAUUAGGAAGGAGCUGGCUCAGAUCAGAGGGACAUCCAGACUGAAAGAUUCUGAUUGGAUGAGGAACCUAGCUCCCCUGCCAAUCACAACUAUCAUCAAUAUGAAUACAGAGGAUGUUUGUAAAGAGUUGGAGAGGAUGAAAUACCCCAGUACGUAUAUUGAUAUUGUGAGAAGCAAUGACCUCAAUGGUUUGGCACUGGUGUUUGGUGAAGUAGAUGACCUUAAAGCCCUCCUAGAUAUGACCUUCGGUGAAUGGGCACGUUUCAGACUGCACUUCCUGGGUUUACCAUCACGUCUCCAACCACAAUACAGGAGCAUGCCACCAGCACCUUCUCAACCUCAGAACCAGCCGUCUAGAUUUACCCUACAUAUUCCCCAUCAUUGAUCGUCUAAUCUCAGUCUGUAACAGCUGCAUGUAGGAAUCCGAUCCAUUGUCAGUAAGCCUGAUACCUAAAAUUAUGAUCUGCGUGUGUAACAUUUAUUAACAAUCUUAACAGUAAAAAUACACAAUCUGUGCAUAGAAAUCGCAUACAGAAAGCAAUGCAUGACUAAAAAUCUUAUGCAAAAUGUGUCAGUGUUACUAAUAAAUCAUUUAAUGAAUAGUUUUUGGGAAAUUUGCUUAUUCGUUCUCUUGCCAACAGUUAGAUGAGAAGAUCAUUACCACACUAAUGACUGUAUGCUAAAUAUGAAGCUAGAGCCAGUAGGACUCUGUCCAAAGUUUAAAAAUACGCCUACCAACACCUCUAAAGCUCACUAAUUAAUACUUAUCACUGCGCUCAGCCGCCAUUCACCAAGAAAGAGUUAAAACAAGUAAUUCCUAGUAAAACCACAACUUGACAUUUUAACAUUUAUGUUGUUCUGUUGUUUGGAUUCAACAAGCAAGAUACAAAUAACAAAUGCACUUCUCAGUUUUUGUCAACCUAACUGGUUUACAGUUAAUUUCAAGACAUUUUAAGUAAUGUAUGAUUUAACGUUCAUGAACUGGAGAGUUUAUUUAAAUGUGACGUAAUUACAUUCACUUUGUUAGCUACAGGAGCUUGUGAUAAACUCUUGUUAGCAAAAACACUGCUUAGAAAAAUGUUUAACCUUUUGUAACUAUUUCAAAUAACUAUCACAUACAGGUUUAUAAAUUUAAGGGGGACAAGCGCAACAAUGAUAGCUGUAGUGUUACCUAGAUGUCCAGUCAUGUAUAAAUCAACCUUAGCUAACUCGACUGUGUCUUUGUCAUGGAUUACAUUUUCCCAUAAUAUGCAUUUUUCAUUGCAGUUACGAUGGUUUAAUUCCAUUUUAAUGCUUCAGUUUCAGGGUCCUGGAAUUGUGUAUGCUGGCUCACCAUCAUGAUUUUACUGUGACACUUGAAUAGAAUGGAGCCAUUGUUAAUGUUACUAAUAACACCUGUGCUUUUCCUACUAUGACGUCAAAAUGUCUGCUGUUAAAAAAGGCCUGUUAUAAGACAGCAGUGUUUUUGUUUUUCUGUGUGUUUAUAAAAGGAAAGGUGGCACAUAGAAAAGGAUCAGGAAGAUAAAAAGCUGUAAAACUUGUUACCCAAAGAAAAUAUACAGACCAACUAUUGUUUUACCAUUGCUUUUAGUCAUUUUCAGUUACAUAUAACAUGACCUUUUUGUAGGAAAAUAAGAAGCUCCAGAGGCUCUAUUAUCAGUCUUUCACUCUCUCUUUGCCAUCACACAGUGACAUACACAUGAAGAUAUUUAACUAAAUUUGAGGAGUGUUCCAUCAACGACUGAGGCUGUAGUUCACUGUGAGGGUUAACAGGAGAUUCCUUCAUGCACAUAAUUGCAACUUGAUUGAAGGUUUUACUCAUUCCAUUUUUUUAUGUUGUUUUGGUUGGUUGCACUUUUUUAUUUUGUAUUUACUGUAACUUUUACUGUAACUUUAUUCUGGAAUCAGUGAAUGUUUAUGAGGUGUGUAAGGUGCCUAUGCUAUACAUCCUAAAUGCAUGCUACAAGUUUAAAAAACUCUUUAAUAAAUUCAGACAAUAUUAACUGAAUGUUUAGGUUGUGGAAAUCCCUUUGAUGCACAGACAUGGAAUUGAAUCUAUUAUAGAGCCUGAACAGGCAUUAACAAGGUAUAUUUGUUAUUUAAUGGAUUGAAAUUCACUGUUAAGUGUUUAGGAAUACUUUAUUGAGCAUUAAGCAGAAAAUGUGCUGCAGUAAAGUGUCAAUAACAUGUAAAUUCUGGCAAAUGAAUUGUAUAUGCAAAUGUCCAAUAAUAAAAAUGCUCAUCUCAGCAAA